This is a messenger RNA of Myxocyprinus asiaticus (Chinese sucker), 3530 nucleotides long. Its product is annotated as epsin-3-like. Bases 376 to 2289 code for a protein of 637 amino acids. The record is from RefSeq and is a predicted model, not a curated record. Gene Ontology annotation, cellular component: clathrin vesicle coat; endosome; plasma membrane. The transcript has 11 exons. Gene Ontology annotation, biological process: endocytosis. NCBI's taxonomy places the organism in Eukaryota, Metazoa, Chordata, Actinopteri, Cypriniformes, Catostomidae. Gene Ontology annotation, molecular function: phospholipid binding; clathrin binding.
CUCUUUAACGAGGGGGGAGGGGGGGGGGAUCUGUUAUUAGCAAGUCUGGUGUCCGGGACCCUUUUGGAAUAUGAACCAAUAAUUCCUAACCGGAUAGGCUUAUACAAAACGGAACAUCAAACAUCACACAGGAGAAACUUUGAAGCGCUUAAGUGAACGCCUAGAUUAUCUGGAGCAGAAUUCAAAACUAUCAACAUAAUCACGCGGCGAUGAUGUGGAGGGGAGCACAGCGGCCGAUGGGAUCUCAAAGUUGGGACUUUUACGUCAAGAAGUGAGAGAUCCUGAUUGUAGAGCCCAACGGUCUAAAAUCACCAAACCCCUUUUAUCAUUAACUGAAGGGCACCCUAUCUUCAUCAUCCCACAUCCAAAGUCACAAUGACGACCUCAUCAUUACGCCGCCAGGUGAAGAACAUUGUGAACAACUACACAGAUGCAGAGAUCAAGGUCAGGGAGGCGACCUCCAAUGACUCAUGGGGUCCUCCAACCUCGCUCAUGAUGGAAAUAGCAGACCUAACCUUCAAUGUGGUGUCUUUAACCGAGGUCAUGGGAAUAAUCUGGAAGAGACUUAAUGAUCACGGCAAGAACUGGCGGCAUGUGUAUAAGGCCCUCACUCUACUGGAUUAUUUGAUCAAGACGGGAUCAGAGCGAGUGGCCCAGCAGUGCAAGGAGAACAUUUACGCCAUCCAGACUCUGCGUGACUUCCAGUACAUUGACCGGGACGGUCAGGACCAGGGCAUGAACGUGCGGGAAAAGUCCAAGCAACUGGUGUCUCUGCUCAGGGAUGAUGAGCGGCUCAAGCAAGAGAGAUCCCAGGCACAUAAGACCCGUGAGCGCGUGGUGGGAACCAGCAGUGCAACGGGCUAUGGAUCUUUACCACCUCCCUAUCCAGGACGCCGCACCAGUCAGCCCAGCAUGGCAGCACUGUAUGGGGAAGAGUAUGGCAGAUCAAGGGGCUCACCAUCUUCAUUUAACUCCUCCUCUUCCUCCCCUCAUCUGGCCCCUGAUCUGGAGCGUGCCCGGCCACAAACGAGCGGAGAGGAGGAGCUUCAGCUGCAGCUGGCCCUGGCCAUGAGCCGAGAGGAGAGUGAGAAGCCUCCUCCUCCUGCUCCUGUUCUGGAUAUUGAUGAACAGACACAGCUCCAGAUUGCAAUGAGUCUCAGUAAGGAGGAAGCACAAAAGCCAGUGCUCCCUCCUGCCACUGCCCUGGACUUGGAUGAAGAUGCACAGCUCCAACUGGCCCUGAGUCUCAGUAAAGAGGAACAUCAGCAGGAGGAACGGAGUCGCCAGGGAGAUGAGUCGCUGCUUCAGAAAGCUCUUGAGGAGAGCAAACGGAAGGUGGCGGCCAAAGGAGGAUCUGCCAUUUUAGAUCUUGUUGAGAUUUUUGCUCCAGCUCCCGAUCUGCCCUCUAGUGUCCAUCCAUGGGAUUCAUCCGGAGGUCAUAGUGCCAUAGCCCAGGCUGGUCCUCUGAGGUCUGACCCCUGGGAUAGUCUGGUAGAGCCUGGCUCUUCAGGUCAGAGAUCUGGUAGCUCAUGGAUGGCACCACCUGCAUCAAGUAUUCGUUCCCAGCCUUGGUCACAGCGACUGCCGGCUCCUGACCCAUGGGAAGCCCCUCAGAAUACCCCAAGUCCUGUUUCCAGGAAUCAGACCUGGAUGUCCCCUGCUCAUACAGGUCUAGGAACAGGAGUGGAUCCCUUUUCUCCCCCAGUAGUAGACAGACAAGGAUCUAUUGGCCCUCUCAAAACUCCAUCCCCUCGGGCAGGAAGUCCCUCAGAUGAUGAUCUUUUUGAUGAGGCUAUGGAUGGAGGUCAGGCAAAUGUGAAUGACCGUGGUAGUCCAGAGCUUUUCGAUAUGUCUUCCUUUGGCAAAAAUCUACCAAAAUCAGCUCCUCGAACCUGCAGCACCCCAGAGGCAUUCCUAGGCCCCACUGCAGCGUCACUUGUCAACCUGGUUUCCCUAAUACCUUCCAACCCUCCUGCUAAGAACUUCAACCCAUUUCUAUCAGGAGAGAACGCUCCCUCAGUGGCUAAUCCAUUCCAGCAUGAACAACCACGUCUCACUCUUAAUCAGAUGCGUCCCAGUUCCACAUCGCCUGUACCCACAUCCCUCCCAUUCAGUGGCACUCAGUCCAUGCCCGCCAGCAACCAGCCCUCCUCCCUGCCUAGUACCGUCACACAGUCUGUGCAGGCUCAGCUGGAGAUCCAUGGAAACCUGCCCCAACCACUGCUCCCCCUGUCAACCACAUCCACGCUUGGAGAUCCAGACCAACACAAUCAGAAUCCAUUCCUAUAAAAGACCCAAACAAGGCCUGGCACUAUUUACUGGCCUCAAGAUUUUAACCACCAACUUAACUCAACUGGAACUUUUUUAAAUGGCUUGGCUCUUUUGACAACCUCCUGGUUUUGCUCUUUGCAGGCACUCUUAAGGGGCGUUCACACAUACAGUGAUUUGCACCAACAAAGUGACCAUAAGUCAAACAGUUUUCAAACUGGUUUCCCUAACACUCCCCUUGUUUUCCAUUAGUUAACUUUUAGUGGCAAGAAAACUAAUUCCAUGUCAAAUUAGAAUAAGAUCUUAUUUUUUACUGGCUACCCACUUUUCCCUGAAAGUUGAAGUGUUCCACAAUUCAUAACGGAAGCCUGUUUUUGUUUUCCGGUCUCCAGUUUUUUCACUUGCAUCAGCAUAUGUUUUUAGUGGAUAAUGUGAUGUUUAGCAUAUUAAAUGUGCUAAUAGUGCCUAUACUAACAGAGUAGUAAUAAACGUCUUUUCAUAGUGCCACACCAGAGUGGGUAUAUGAUAUGAAGUGAUAGCCUGAGGUUAGUUACAUUGAUACCAACUCAAAGUAGUUAAUGAUAUGACAGCAAACAACUGCACAAGUUGAGCCUGAACUCAUUUUUACUCCAACUAACACUUCAAAUGAUUGUUUUGGUAGUUUUUACAUUGCUUGUUAUGAAUACCAGAGCCAAAAUACAGUACAGGCAAUCAGAAUCAUCAUGGCACCGUCCAGUGGUUGGUAAGGAAAACUGUGGAUACAUCCUAUUUGUGAUCAGAUUUUCAAAAGCUAUGACAGUUGUGCAGCCCACCAAUAACGUUAGGGCAUCCAGCAGCAGGAACAACCUCUACGCCCAUCAAAACAGCCUCUUUGUGACCUCCAACAAUAAAAACGCUCUAUGUGUGAACACCCCUUCCACUGUAAUCACUGCAUGUGUGAACGUCUACUAUGCAUUACAUGGCAAUACAGAUUUAUGCAAGCUUUAUAAGAAACUACAAAUAAAUGGCACAAUUUAAAGGUUGAGAUUUAAAUGUUUAAUCUUACUUCAACUUUAAACACACCUCAUACUUACAGUAUAGUGAGAUUUUUUCCUUUUUUGGGAAGGGAUUUGUUACUCAUACCAUAAAACCCAAUCCAUAACCAAGCACAAGUCCAAAGCCUCUCAUGCAUUUUGGGGAUUGUACUAUUGUUUUUUUUUUGUUUUUUUGUGAUUAAAUUUUAUUUUAAUGUAUGAAUCAAUAAAAAAGAAAAGCAAAACAUA